Molecule: messenger RNA, 147 nt
Organism: Cetraspora pellucida
Lineage: Eukaryota; Fungi; Glomeromycota; Glomeromycetes; Diversisporales; Gigasporaceae
Source: the annotation of a GenBank genome assembly
UCUUACGACGAUUACGAUAGCUAUGAUAGCUAUGGUAGCUAUGGCUAUUAUAAACGUGAUGCCAAUCAAGAAAAACGUGAUCAGCAUAAGCGCGACGCCAAUCAAGAAAAGCGUGAUGCGAACAUUGAAAAAAGAGAUGAUGCAUAA